GCGGGGAGGGCAGAGCAGAGCCACAGGAAGUCGGCACCCGGGUGGGCUGGCACAGGGGCGACGGAGGGCAGACGAGGCCCAGCCGGCGGCGGUCCCUCAUGUCGCUGCCGGUGGUGCUGCCGGGCUCCUGCUGCCCCGUCCCGGGGCUCUCCCCCGGGUCGCCGGCAGCCGGCUCCGCGACUCAGCCGCCGGGCUCGCUGCCCGCCGCGGCCGCCGAGCCCUCGCUGCCGCCGCUGCGCUCCCGUCGCGUCGGCUGCCCGCGGCCGCGCCCCGCCGCCCGCUCCUCGCCCGCCCGCCGCGCCCCGGGCGCCGGGCUGCUGCCGUCGCGGCCGCUGCUGUCGCUGGGGCUGCUGCAGCUGGUGCUGGGCUGCUGCAUGGUGGCGCUCAGCUUCGGGGCGCUGUCGCUGAGCGGCGCCCCGCAGGUGAAGAACGCGUGUCCCUUCUGGGCCGGCUCCUCGGUAAUCUUAUCUGGAAUCAUAGGGCUGACGACAUGGAAGAGGCCAAUGGUACUACUGGUUAACCUAUUUGUUCUGCUGUCUGUCAUCUGUGUGCUGCUGAGCCUGGCUGGAUUUAUACUGGGAUGUCAAGGUGCUCAGUUUGUGUCCAGUCUGCCGAGAUGUGAUCUGGUGGUUGUGGGUGAAAAGAAGGUCUGUUACUGCUGUGAAGAAUUUCAUCCCUCUAAAUGCCCAGAAAAAGAGAAUGUGCUGAAGCUCUACCCAGUGAAGUCAUGCAGUGCUGUUCACGUCCUUCUCAAGAAAGUUAUCUUUGCUCUUUGUGCCCUGAAUGCUCUCACCACCACAGUUUGCUUGAUAGCAGCUGCCCUGCGUUACUUACAGAUAUUUGCAACAAGAAGAUCCUACAUAGAUGAAUCUCAGAUUUCUGCAGAAGAAAUUGAAGAACAAGGUCGCAUUUCAGACCCUGAAGAUUUUGUCCCACCUGUGCCACCUCCAUCAUAUUUUGCAACAUUUUAUUCAUUUACUCCACGAAUGAGUCGCAGGAUGCUGGGCUCUGAUGUGAUUCCACUGCCGCACAUUUAUGGAGCAAGGAUUAAAGGCAUUGAAGUGUUCUGCCCCAUGGAUCCACCUCCUCCUUACGAAGCUGUGGUGAACCAGCUUGGCUCUGAGCAGGAAAGCGGACUGCAAGAAGCAGGUGAGGAAAUCGUUGCUGAUUCAGGAGAAACCAGUGGCAGGCAGGCCUCUCAAGGUGAAGAAAUUCCCAAGUUUCCCGGCAGUAUGAGCCUUCCACCUUCAGCUGCCAGCCCCACGCCUGCUGAAGUUCACAGGAGAGCCUUCAGUCCCUUGCACAGACGGUCCAAAAGUGACCCUGUGCUACACUGCCGGUUGCCACAAGGCCCAGUGCUCAGCUGCGAGGCUGCAACUCAGACUGAGAUAAAACCACAACUCAGCACUGUCACACUGCGGAACAGUUUGAGAGCUAGAUCUUUGAGGUCGAGACCCCGAUCUUUGGUAGACUACAAGUCCUACAUAGACACCAAGCUGCUUGUGGCACGGUUUCUGGAGCAGUCUUCUUGCAGCAUGACCCCUGACAUACAUGAGUUGGUGGAAAAUAUCAAAUGUGUUUUAAAAUCGGAUGAGGAACAUAUGGCAGAAGCUAUCACCAGUGCUACCUUUCUUGAGCAGGUGAUGGCACCUGCCCAGCAAGAUGUGGGGCUGAGGGCCCGUGUGCUACCUUUCAGACAGCACCCUGGAUUGCUGCACCUGGAGAGCUGUGGUGAUCUGAGCACUUUCACAACAGGUGAAGAUCAGCUAGCGGAAAAGAAGACCCAGAAGACAGAACAUGAACGGCCCCACAGUCUUAUUGGAGUCGUCAGGGAAACUGUACUUUGAGUUGGUUUCUGUUAUUCAAUAGAGCAUUUCUGUCAGGCAUACAUGUGGCACAAGAAAAUCAUCUCUGACAAGUAGUGGACAAGUGUGUUGCUAAUCCAUUUUUAUAUCCUCAUAUACCCAGUGGGAAGCUCAUUCUAUAAGCUCUCUUAAGCACAUUGCAAGCAGUCCUUCUAGUUAGGCUGUUUAGUUGCAACUAGUGUCUUUGUGAUUGAUACACUGCUGUUCUGUUGCACCUCCGUAGGCUACUGCCACUUAGAACAGAGUUGUUGUUUUUUUACUCUAUUUACAAGUGUUAAAGCAGAAGGGCUCUGCCUUGGUUCUUCUGUGCUCAGGCAAGCACAGUUAAUUCAUGUGUGCACUUUAUAUCUUGUAGAAGAACAUGGCCAGAGUUGAAGCAUGUUUAUGUGAUGUAUACUACUGUAGUUCUAUUGAUUUUUAGCUGGCUUGUCCUACCUUAACAUAAAAAAACACCUCUGCUAGUAUCAACUGCCAUCCAUGCUGGAAGCAUUUAUGCAGCCACCUCAGAUUUUCUGUAGGUGUGCAGGGGAUUACUUACUUCAUACUAUUUUGCCAACUGUAACCACUAGGCCAUAGUGACCCAUGAAUUUACAGUCUCUAGUUAGUAGACAUAUAUAUAUAAGCAGUUUGGCUCAAGCUGUUGGUUGCACGUAGUUUGUAAAGCGCUGUUCUGUAUCUAUGCUGCUAACUGGGAAUACGCUGUGUAUUUCUGUAGGCUGGGAUCAGGCACAUAGUUCUGAUAGGCAAGGCUAGUUGCAGCCUUCUAUGUCUCGGUAGGAUGACUCCUGCUGCUCUUUUAAUGGUAAAGCUUCAUUUAACAAUUACUAAACAGCUUUCAUACUGAAAACUUAAAGGCUUUGCAUAAGUUUUAGUUAGGCUCUUUCAGAAGGGGAAACUGUAGUUUCACUUAUGAAAGACAAAAUAAAAUGGUCAUCUCUGCACUUGACUUGUUGUUUUAUUUUGGCCUGGUAGAGGAAAUGCACUGUCAUAUUGGUACAUUUUGCUCUCAGAAUUAAGAGCAGAACAAGUAAAAGUUGUUUUGUCUUGUAGAAGAAUGAAAACAUCACAAUAACACAUUAGUAUUUCUCUCAGGUGUAAUGCAAAAUACAUAAUACAACAUACAUAUAAAACUCCUUCUUUUCUUGUUAUGUGCAUCAAUUGAAUUGCUUCCGUGAAAGCAUGAGUUAGCAUAAGCCAUUGAUACACUGUUUGUCUGAGCUGGAAUACAAACAUAUAAAACAAACACCAGGUUUCAAUACUACAAAUGCCUGGAAUGCUGAGGAGUGAGGACUUCCAGGGGAGCAGUCAUACCAGGUUGGUAGCAGAGAAAACAAGAGUAUCCAAAAGCAUAUGGAAAAAGUAGAAAAGGUCACUUCUGGAUUAUUUUAUGGGUUACAGAGGUAGCCACCCUCUUCAAGCAAUACCCAUAGCUCCCUUCUCCUAUGUACUGCAGUUAUUUGCUAUGCACUGAGGUCUGCGAACCAUCUCUCCUAACUAACUAGCAUGCUAACUAACCAUUGAGUUUCUUUUGCUUCCUAGGAAUUGCUACUGCAUUCCCUCAAAAAAAGGUCAGCAUGCAGAUUCAGGGAUAAUUCCUGCAUACGUAAUUCUCUUACAUAUUAUCUAUCAUCUUCUUAUUUGAGUAGGUCAAUCUCAUCAACAUCCUGGUCUCCAAAUCAGUAGGUUUCGUCAUGCACUAUGACUGUUACAUAUAUUGUGUGGAGGCCAAAGAAAUCACUGCUUAACAGCUCUUAGAUUGCUGAACAGUGAGGAAGGAAGUCUACCAGGGGGCAUAUGUACAAUCUGUUUGGCCAUUUUAUGCAGCACUUGAAAUUAUGAAAGAGAACCCUUUAUUGUUAUCGCUGUAAAAAAGGCACUUGGAGCCCUGUAAAGUAUCAUUUAAAAUGCAGCUUCUGACAACGAAUGCUAUGUAGUAUGAGGGCAGAAAUGAUUAUCCUAUUUCCUUCAGGAUGUGAGAACUCCCAAGUUUACAGUAUAUAACUGGCCUGGGAUCAGGGCACAGACAUUUAAUUCAGAUCCCAUCCAUGCAGAUACUACCCCGUUUUCAUUAUUCAAGUUCUAAAAGUCUUUCUUAAAACACCAUCUGCCACUUCUACUGUCAAAUAAAAAGGAUGUUCAGAUAGAUAAACUUCCUGCUGCACUUUUAGAUGAAGGCAAUGAUGCAGGAGUUGCAUCAGCUCCAACAGGCACCAAGAGCUGCCUGCAGGUUCCCUGCUCAACAGCCACCCAGCUGAGGUCAUCCCGUGGCCCAGGAACAUGUGAGCACAACACAGCUGUUGUGUGGUUGUUCAAGAGUACUCACGACGACAACCUGCAAUGCACAGAAAAUUCUAUGAAGGCUCAUCUGAAGCAGUGUUCCUUUGUUGGCUUUUGCUGAUUGAAUUUCAAGUAUCAUUCACUCCUAAUCAGCAUCAGGUUAUACAAAUAUUUUUUAAACUUUUGCAGAGGUGCUUCCCUAGGCAGACUGGUCUACUAUUAAAUGUGGAGGUUGGCAGCCCUGCCUGCAGGGAGGGAGGUUGGAGCUUGAUGACCCUUGAGGUCCCCUUCCAAUUCUAUGACUCAAUUACAAUUUUUAGUUUUGCUUAUCCAAGUGGUAUUAGGCCUUUAAGAAUAAAUCAUGCUGAUGACCUGAGCAGAAAAACAGUGGUUUCAGAAACUGUAUUAAGCAAAAAGAAUAUUUAGUAAAAUCUUGUUUAUGAGCCUCCCUCUCCCCAGACUCAGUUAUUCAGGCACUGGAAUAGUAUUUCUCUGAAUGAUACAAAAGGCAUCUUGAAAUUACCUCCUUUUAGAAGAUUCAAACAUAGACCCAACUCAUAUGGCAAAGAUUGUGAUGCAACAUUAGGUGAGAAAUUAAUUUCAUUUAGAAGCACUAGUGUCAUUUAACAUUAUUAACUGAAAAUAAUACUGCUUUAAAAACAAAAUUGACAGUAUUGGUUCACAUCUGAAGAAAUACAUGUACUACUACUACUCUAAACUCAGUAACAAAAAAGAAGUUUGGUUACUUUCCAUGCACUCAUGCACUCAGUAUUGGCAAGCCAGCCCCUAAAAUUAGUAUGAGCAAACUCUCAGCCUUGUCUGAGGUAUUUUUGUUUUGUAUUUUAUUGUUGCAAAUCUUACAGACAUUAGCGCUCUGUUAAAUAAAGGAAUGUAGCACAGUACAUACAUCACAACAGAACAGCUGGCCAGGGCCCCCCACCCCAAAUAAAACCACUCCUCUUCCACCCCCUCCACCCCCCACCCCAAAUCAAACCACUGCAGCGUCAUUACAGAGGUCAGAAACCUGUGGCAAAGAAACAUCAGAGGAAUUACAUUCAGUAGAUGUGCAGUAUCAACAUUCCAGGCUCACAUAGAUUUAUAUAUAUAUUUGUAUUUAUAUAGAGAGAUCAUUAAAUGUUUACAAAGAACAAUAUUGUUACAAAUACAAUACUAUACUUUUCCCAACGCUUUACAAUAAUUUCUAUUCACCCUCUUUACAGAACAAUAAUAUAACUUCAUAGUCUAGGUACUGCGCUAAAUAUGUACAAGAUAUCUCAACCACAUUGCUGUCUUCAGAAACAUAUUUUAUUUAAAAAACAAGGAAAACAAGCAAACUCUGAAUCCCCAAUUUGAGCCAGGUUCAAAACAAAUGUGAGAAACUUGCCAAUAAAAAAAUAGAAGGGAUGUUUCACCCUUAAUGUAAACACUGAAGAAAAAGUUAACAAGACUGCACAAAGCAGCGAGAAAUAGAACAAAUUCAGGUCUGUCACUGAAGAAGGAAUGUAAAGCAGCAGUUUGCUCCAUCUUGUCUGUUAAUAAUUCAUGUCAUCUGACUAACUGCUGCAACAGCCCAGAGAAGUGCCAGUUUUCCACUCGGAGCAUGUUUUUUGAAACCCCUUCCCUCUACGUGGUAAGACAGGAUUGUUAGAAGACAGUUAACCAACAGUGUGUGUGAACUACGGACCUGCCAGUUCAGAAACCUCACACAUACACACACACACAGAGCUACUGGAAGGAUGUAUUUUUUGCUAGACUGAUCCUACAAGCAUUCACUUGCUUAAUGUUAAGUGCCUACAUACUGUACCAUGAAAGCACGCGAGUGCCAAAAACUUGGCAGAAUUUUGGAUGCAAGAUUUUCAAAAAACAGUUGUUUCAUCACUCCGUACUUUCAGGUCUUCAGCAUUUUGCAGUGAAGUCAGGUAAAGACCCCACCACGUGAGUGGUACAGAAGCACAGAAACGAGUGAAGCUGAGUGUAAACACAGCAGGACCCGGAAGCACGGUAACUGUGUCUUUGAGAGUUCACCAAGUUACCUCAGGCAACUUAUGGAAAGGCUUCACUGUAUAUAAUCCUCUGAAUUGUACAUGGAUAUAUAUCGUAUUUACAUAUAUUACUAUAUAUAUGGAGAGUUCUGAAAAAAAUUCAAAUGAUCACCAUAAACCAGAUGCUGACAGGUAAACAAGAUACGCGCCAUCCAUUAUCCACUUGCAUCAGCCUGGUGACAGAGGUAAGUGUUAACCUGGAACACUAACAUGGCGCUCUUGUGCAGUCUGUUAUUCCACAGAUUGGAAUUAAACUAUAUAACAGUGAGAACUGCAGUAAAAACAAAUCACUCUGCAUUAAUCUCAAGACUAAAACAUAUUCACUGACGAUACCAGUUUAUGCAGCACUCCAUUACCUCCCUUAAGUAUUUACUGCUCUAAAACUACAAAGUUUUGUUUUCUACCUCUUAGCAGGCCAUGGAAGCUUGUGAUAUCUAAAAGCCAAAAACGAACCUCUGGAGCUUAUGCUCCAUGGCUCUCAUCAGUGUGCACACCAUCUGUGCCUAUGCACACACACAGAUCCACUUCCAUCAAUCUCUGGAAACAUUCCAAGCUAUCAUUACCAGACUGCAAAUAAUGCUUCUUUUGCACCUGUGUCUACCACACAGUAACAGGGAAACAAGUAACUGUGAUGAGAACAUCUUCAAAACAGAACAGACAGGUCUGUGUGACCUGUUCUUGUUCUCAUCCCACUAAGCCUUCCUACCACGCUAUGACGCAGCAGGAACUCUUUCUGUAAAACAAAACCAGCUUACUAGCCUGGACUAAAUGCAUGGUACAAUUUCAGUCUAAACACCAGUAUACAGUCCUGGUAAAAGUAACUACAAACAAUGGAUAAUUUUCCUCUCACUAGGAAGAAAAGUCACUGCUUUUAUUUAUUAUUAUUCUUAAAAAAAAAAAAAAA
This is a messenger RNA of Phasianus colchicus (ring-necked pheasant), 7088 nucleotides long. It is a transcript of the gene ENTREP1, whose product is annotated as endosomal transmembrane epsin interactor 1. The record is from RefSeq and is a predicted model, not a curated record. Gene Ontology annotation, cellular component: membrane. NCBI's taxonomy places the organism in Eukaryota, Metazoa, Chordata, Aves, Galliformes, Phasianidae.